CGACAAUGAAUCCAGAAUCGUCAAAACAUCAACAAAAUUUCUCUUCCGAGACAACAAUUACCAGACCAGUGAGGCACCAUCUUCUCAGAGUUUACCUUACAAUUGCAGGAAUGCUAGCAAUAGCAGCAUAUGGAAGCCACAUGAGUGUCAUGGGAAUGGGGGACUCGGCCUUAAUAUCAAUGAGCAAUAGUCCAUUGUCAAUUGGUGUUGUGCUCGGUAGUGUUUUUGGUAUCCGGCACCCUUCUACUAAUAACAUUGUGCGCUGGAUGCUUUUGGGGGCUUACGCAUUAUUUAGCGGAUUGUCACUUUCAAGCUUGAUUGAUAUCUUUACAGAAUGGGAUCCUUCUGGUGGACUUUUGACAGCAGCUCUAUCCUCUGCUAUAUUCAUCUUCUUUGGCUUUUCUGCCAGUGCACUUUUUGCCGAACGAAGGAGUAUGAUAUAUGUUGGUGGUGCGGCUGCUGGUCUACUUGGCGUCGUAUUUUGGACAUCUCUUGCAAACUUGUUCUUUGGAAACAGUCUUGUGUUCUCGGUCGAGUUAUAUCUGGGUUUAAUUGCCUUCUGUGGAUAUGUAAUGUAUGACACCCAAAUGAUUGUGGAGCAUGCCAGUGCAGGAAACUUCAAUAUCCCCCUCCAUGCACUUGAGUUGUUUAUGGAUCUCUUUGCUCUUUUCACUCGUAUCGCCGCAAUUCUUGCUGAUAAGGAAAAGGAUAAGAAGAAGGAUAAAAAGAGAAAACAAGAAAGCUUUGACCGAUGA
Molecule: messenger RNA, 755 nt
Organism: Phycomyces blakesleeanus NRRL 1555(-)
Lineage: Eukaryota; Fungi; Mucoromycota; Mucoromycetes; Mucorales; Phycomycetaceae
Exons: 3
Coding region: 6-755 (249 amino acids)
Cellular component (GO): membrane
Source: RefSeq, a predicted model, not a curated record